GAUAAAGCUUUAUAGCUUGUGCACGUGUGCACGUACAGCUGACACAUGCAGUGAAAACUUGAGCGAGUGAAAUUGCAUUAUUCAUGUCCCCCCCGACCCUCGACGUACCUGUACGUGUAAGGGGAAACUGUGAUGAGGGCAUAAAUUAGAAUAAGUACCCUUCCUCAUUUGUCAUUCCGACACGUACAGGCAUGCCGUACCUGGUCUGCGUAGCAGGGCCAUUGCAUUAUGAUUGCGUCGACAAACGGAGUUUCCGCCAUAAUUGCUAUUGCUAGCUUGUUGUGAAACUGGCCUCAUACUAGGUCUGGUGAGGAAUUGACGCCCUGAAUUUGCUUCACUAACGUUGUACCAGCAUGACGACUCGUGAUCAGCGUAUCGUUGUCGGGCUUCUUUUGCCAUUUAUGCUUCUCUUUGGAGCUGGAAAUGCCACCUUUGAGUAUAUGAAUGAGAAUUGCGACGGCACCAUUGAUGCCGGCCGUUCAGGGGGUGAUAUGUUGUCUCAGGCGGUUACACAGUACAACAACAACGUAACCUGCACUGUCACCAUCACUGCCGACGUGGAUCGACGGAUCUUACUCACCUUCAACAAUGUUGACAUCAAGGGGGACACCAUUAGUGGACAGGGCUGUGACGGGGACUACCUGGAGGUUUUCGACGGGUCUGUGAAUACCUUUUAUCCUGACCUUGGGGUGAUCUGUGGCACCAGUGCUGACAAUAUUGUCUCCCAAUACCCUGCCAUCACUUUGAGGUUCAAGACCGAUGCAUCCUCAACAGGGGAAGGCUUCAGCCUGUCGUAUACAUCAUUCACUACAUCUGAUAUCGUGCCCUGUGAUGCAGAUGAAUUUGAGUGCAACAACAAGCGAUGCAUUGAUGCCAGCCUUAGAAACGACUUCUCCAACAACUGCGGUGACAACAGUGAUGAGGACUUGCUCAACAUAGACAUUGACGCUGAUGACAUCUACAACAGAGCCAUUGGACUUGCCACAGGUAUAGUGGUUGCCAUCAUCAUCGGUUGUAUCGUCGUUGUGGUGCUUAUCGCGGUCGGCUGUGGCUGCCUCUGCUACCACUGCUGCUGCAAGAACCAAAGGCCACAGCAGGUCUCGUACCAGGUCCUGUUGAAUGCUCAGCAGGAGCAGCAGGCUUCUGUGGCUGUGCAGCCAGCCGGCCAACCGGUCCAUCCCAAUGGACAACUGGCCUAUCCCACUGGACAACCGGCCUAUCCCACUGGACAACCGGCCUACCCUGCCAGUGAGCCUGCCUACCCAGCCAACCAACAGGUGGCUUAUGCCGAUCAGAAGAUUUAGGGUUUUCGUGUCCACUUAUCUCAGGCACUGAAAUCGGAGAGAUGUUCAUGUAGUAUGCUCACUGUUGAAAACAGCGAUAACUAUAAUUUUCUUGUAAGACAUUUGGUAGCAGUAGGUUCAUACGACAUAAAUCAAUGAAGUGUAAGUUACAUUUCCGGUUUCUCAAAGAAAACGAUGCUAGGAUGUCAUGGACAUUUUUUUUGUUUGUCUGUUUGUUUUUAUUCUUCAAUUCUUAGAUAAACCUAAGAUUUCCAGUUUCAUUGGAUGAUCCACUCACAAAUGUUAGUUGACGUGCACAGAUAGUCCAGAGCAUCUUCUCACUCUUGAAUUUAUUGUUAAGUAAUUUAACUCUAACAAAAAAUGUAUCAACAUGAGAGAAAUGAGGAAUAUCAGGGUUCAGUCAUUCUUUAAGAUAUAGAUGUAAAGUUAAUAUCGUAAUUGUGUAGCACCUGUAUUGUAAAAACUUUUUGACCGUCAUUAACAAGAAGUAAAUGUUGUGAUUACAAGAUGGCGUUAAUUCAUUACUCCAGUUCAAAGCCCUGAAACAGUGUUGUCAAAACUUGGGUCAACUUAAGCAGUGGCUUGAAAUUACAGCAAAGAAAAGAUUGCAAAUCUUGCAAUGAUGUAAACUCCAUUAUAAUUCACUCCAUUAUAACAGAAACUGUCCAGGAUUUGUUCGAGUUGUUUUAACUCAGCACUUAACAACUGUUGCCUGCUCUGGUGUGGGUUACAAUAUUUUGAACACUCGAGGGACGUGUAGCACCCCGAGGCGAAGCCGACGGCGCUGUGCGUCCCUCGGGUGUUAAAACGUAAUGUCCCACACCUCACCAGUCAACAAUUGUUAAAUGUACAACUGGAACAUCUACCGUGAUGGAGCUCUGAGAAUCCAAUGGAGGAUUGUCACAGUCUUCAGGUGAUCAUUUCCCAAGUCUUCAAAUAUUCAGUCUGUUUAUGGCGAUAUUUACUAACAGGAGUUGAAACUCUCACCUACAUGCAUGAACUUCUUUUCCUAAUCUAUUAAUGUCUUUCACUUAAACAUAGGAUGCCGAUGUGCUGUAUGUAAAUACACCGCAAGAAAUGACCAGUGAACAUGUAACUGCGAAUGAAAUAAAAUGGUGAAAUGAUACCCUGUUAAACGGA
Messenger RNA from Acanthaster planci (crown-of-thorns starfish), 2444 nucleotides. Its product is annotated as membrane frizzled-related protein-like. Lineage: Eukaryota; Metazoa; Echinodermata; Asteroidea; Valvatida; Acanthasteridae. Gene Ontology annotation, molecular function: protein binding. The record is from RefSeq and is a predicted model, not a curated record.